Rhizophagus irregularis DAOM 181602=DAOM 197198 is the source of this 558-nucleotide messenger RNA. RefSeq lists its product as uncharacterized. The record is from RefSeq and is a predicted model, not a curated record. NCBI's taxonomy places the organism in Eukaryota, Fungi, Glomeromycota, Glomeromycetes, Glomerales, Glomeraceae.
AUGGUAUUAAUAGUGAAUUAUGUCUUAAAUGCGCGCGAAAAAGAGAUUGAUAAUUGGGACCACGUGUGGCUAUGCGAAUAUAACGAGUUCACCAUAAGAGAAGUUAUUGAGCCAGCAAUUUUCGAAUUUAAAGAAAUAUUACAAGAAAAAGGAGAUCCAAAUGAUAUAGAGAUUCUACGGGAUUGUAAUAUUCAAUUUAUUCAAUGUUUACAAGAACAUUCCCAGAGAAACGAAGAAGAUAAUUUGAUAAUUUUUAACUUAUGGUCGUAUUGUUAUGAUCAACUGAAGAUUAAAGUUUGGAUUAAAAGGUGUGAGGAAGUAACUGAAAUAGAACAAAAAAAAGGGAUUAGCAGAAUGGAUAAAAGAAAGCGUAAAUUGCAGGUAAAAGAUAGAGAAGAGGAAGGAGAUUUAGGGAAGAAAAAUAAAGAUAAUAUUAUAAAAAACACAAGUAAAAUAAAUAAAAAACUAAAAAAAGAUGAAGAAAAAUUAAUCAAUUUGGUAACGAGUGAUAAAGCAUUACAAAAUAUUAUAGAUAAUAGAACAAUUAAAAAAUCAUGA